ACCGUCGUAGAAUACCUAAGCGAAAUCAUGUCCGGACGAGGCAAAGGAGGUAAAGUGAAGGGAAAGGCGAAGAGCCGCUCCAACCGUGCUGGUCUUCAAUUCCCUGUGGGACGUAUUCAUCGUCUCCUCCGUAAAGGAAAUUAUGCUGAGCGUGUGGGUGCCGGUGCCCCUGUGUAUUUGGCUGCUGUCAUGGAAUACUUGGCGGCUGAGGUCUUAGAGUUGGCAGGCAAUGCUGCCCGUGACAACAAGAAGACCCGCAUCAUCCCCCGUCACUUGCAAUUGGCCAUCCGUAAUGACGAAGAGUUGAACAAGCUCUUGUCCGGUGUGACCAUUGCCCAAGGUGGUGUGCUUCCCAACAUCCAAGCCGUGCUUCUCCCCAAGAAGACCGAAAAGAAGGCUUAAUACCUGACAACUGGUUUUCAUUGAUAUCCGGCCCUUUUCAGGGCCAA
This is a messenger RNA of Tigriopus californicus, 449 nucleotides long. Its product is annotated as histone H2A. Gene Ontology annotation, cellular component: nucleosome. The transcript has a single exon. The record is from RefSeq and is a predicted model, not a curated record. NCBI's taxonomy places the organism in Eukaryota, Metazoa, Arthropoda, Copepoda, Harpacticoida, Harpacticidae. Gene Ontology annotation, molecular function: structural constituent of chromatin; DNA binding; protein heterodimerization activity. The coding region runs from base 28 to 402 and encodes 124 amino acids.